GAAGGUCGAGGUCGACUGUUGCACGUCAAGCAGUCGACCUUUGCAUCAUCAAGAUGGCGCUGAAAGGUUUAUCGCCAUGCGGGACAUAUUUCCCUUUCGCGGACGCAUUGCUUCUGCCGGCGCUUCAACGGCAGCGCCAGUUGCGCGCUUGGCGUCCUCGUAAGGGUUUCGUGGUUUAUGUUGUUCUCCGAGUUCCGCGGCGUUGGUUGUAACCGAAGCACGCAACGCAACGCGUCUCACUAUUCCUGCAGGAUAGAUGCAAAGUCGUUGGUAAUCUGGCGGCGGUUUUUAUGAUCUCGUAACCGGUCGUACGCGUGUGUGCGAACGUGAGUGAGAGAAAACGAUAAAGCGUCCAUUGGCGCAUCUGCAAAGGGGAGUAGAGAAUGAGCCUGGUGGAUCAGGACAAAAGCAUGGACAAGAAAGAGAUCGAGAAGGAGGAAAGGGAGAAGAUGCUGAAUGCCGAGAACACGAAGCACAUCGGCGCCGCACCUGUGCCCGAUCUCGAAUCCGAGGAACAGAAACCGAAGAAGAAGAUACCGAUCGGUGGCAUCAAAAUGCCCGGAUUCUGCCGUACGAAGAGCAAGGAGCCGUGCAAGGUAACGCUGCAAUAUUUUAUCUGUGCCGUACUUUCCGCGCGGUGUCUCAAAUUCUACCUGGAUGAGACAAGUCGUAGCAUUUUACGGCAUUUACGACAUUCCGACGUUAACUCUCUGUAUUAGAUGCGCUCACCCCUCGUUUUACCUUCGCACUUUCUACACCGUUAGUUUUGUAUUUUUCUCACGUAGGAUCGUGCCCGGCAUAAGCUUCGUUUUAAGUACAGCAGGUGUAGAAAACGCGGCAUUAAUAGACUUAUUGUUUAGUAUCACCUGCUCUUACGUCAUCGGCGCUCGCCCGCAUAAUUGUGGCUUCUAUCGCGUUUCAAAUCUGCGAGACGAUCGCGAAAAGGUCACAAGAAUGCUAAAUAGUGAUGCAUUUAAAUAACGCGACGGUGAAUUGACUGUCCGAAUUUGAAGUCUUUGAAAAAAUGUACUCAAAUGGAUUCUCACGAGGAGGAAACCGUUGACCAAAAUCUUGUACGCCAAUGC
Messenger RNA from Vollenhovia emeryi, 1085 nucleotides. RefSeq lists its product as uncharacterized. The transcript has 2 exons. NCBI's taxonomy places the organism in Eukaryota, Metazoa, Arthropoda, Insecta, Hymenoptera, Formicidae. The record is from RefSeq and is a predicted model, not a curated record. The coding region runs from base 384 to 719 and encodes 111 amino acids.